AUGAUGAUUGCCUUGGCAAUAGUAGUUGCAGUUGCUGGAAUAUUGUUUACCACACUCUGGAUUAAGUUUUGUGGUAAGAAAGAUAGCUUCCCGAAACACUAUUCACAUGAUAAUGGACGUCCUAUUGAUUCAACAGAGGAGAUUUGGAGAAUAGCUCAUGACAGAAAUGAAGAUAUUAUUGCCAAUGCUCUGGUGUUGAGAUCCAAAAAACCAAUAAAAGCAACUGACGUGAAAAAUGCAAUGAGACUGCUCACAAAGAGACACCCCAUGCUACGCAUGCACCUUAGAAAGAAUCAAGAUGGAGUUUACUGUUUUCAGAAAAUGGACAAAGUUGAUGUCGACAUGAGGCAGCUGGAUACUAAGGACUGGCAAAAUGUUAUGGAGGAAAGUUUGUUGGAGAAAUUUGAUUCAGAGAAUGGUCCCCUUUGGAGGUUGACAUUCUUGCCAAAUGCUAGGUACAAACCAGCCACUGGAGGUGAUGUCAAGGAUAUGACAUCAUACCCUAAUGAGUGCAUUUGUAUAUUUGGUUUCCAUCAUAUAAUAAUAGAUGGGCCAUCGUUUGCUAGAAUGUUUGCAGAGUUCAUUAACUAUGUAAACAAGUUAAGUAACAAGGAAGAACCCAAAGUAUCUUCAAUGGCAUUGCUACCACCAUUUUCUGUGUACAUACAUGAAGCUGUUAAGGGCAGAUGGUACCAUCACCUACUGGCAGCAGCUAUGGACAUUUUGAGCUUAAUACCAGGCUUUCCUGCCUUUAUGAUGGUUGCAGUGGUAGGGAUUAGUGGAAAAGGAAAUGUCUUCACUAGAAAACAUGGAGUUGAGGUGCAAAGAAAUCCUCAAAUUCAACCAAGAACCAAGAUUAUUCCUCUAGAGUUCUCAAAAGAGGAAACAACAGGCCUGUUAAAGAAGUGCAAAGAGCAUCAAACAACAGUGCAAGGCGCAGUUCAGACAGCAGGUUGUGUUGCAAUGACAUCUCUGCUAGAGAAGAACGAGUGUGAAAUAGAAUGUGGAAUAACAGUGAAUGCUAGGCGAUUCUUCAAGUCCACAGUGCCAAACGAGUAUGCAGGGCCAUUUGUAACCAGCAUUCUGUGUAAAAACACUUUUGACACUUCACUUGAGCAUGAAAAAUUCUGGGAAAGGGCAAAGAGUGUCUCUGAAGAUAUCCAUGGUAGGCUGAAGAAGAAUGAGCACAUGGAAAUGGCCCUAAUGUUUUACUGCAUGGCUCCAGUGCUCAGUCAGUAUUUUUGUAGGUCAGCUAAAAGGGACAAUGAGCAUGGUAACCGUUUCAGGCACCUGAUGGUCUACACUAAUCUAGGUUACUGUAAAUUUCUGGAUGGAUCUCCAAAUGAUGAUGUCAUCCUACGAGCCAGCUUCGGCUGCACUGCUGAACACGAACGAGGAAGCAUAUUUGCUAAUAAUAUUGCCACAUUUAAUGAUCAACUGUUCUGGACAGUUGUAUAUUACAGCAACAUAACAAGUGAAGCUACGGCCCAGAAAUAUGCUGAUUUAGUCAAAGAAACUAUUUUUAAGGCAGUUAAGGGUUAA
Porites evermanni is the source of this 1542-nucleotide messenger RNA. Lineage: Eukaryota; Metazoa; Cnidaria; Anthozoa; Scleractinia; Poritidae. The record is from the annotation of a GenBank genome assembly.